Molecule: messenger RNA, 2740 nt
Organism: Lycium ferocissimum
Lineage: Eukaryota; Viridiplantae; Streptophyta; Magnoliopsida; Solanales; Solanaceae
Product: F-box/kelch-repeat protein At3g23880-like
Exons: 2
Coding region: 114-1337 (407 amino acids)
Molecular function (GO): protein binding
Source: RefSeq, a predicted model, not a curated record
UUAGACGUCAAUAAAAAGAAAAGUAACGUCUACUGUGUUCUCACAAUCACACAAAACCUUGCUAAUACGUUGCAAAUAUUAAACUUCAAGAGCUUCAAAUUUCUCAAACAGAAAUGGGAUCUAAAGGAAAUGACCCAAAAAGGAGCAAACCCACAAACCAUUCUCCAUUUCCAUCAACUUCAAUGCAAUUUUCAAGCUUAUCAAUCCCAACCCUUCCACCAGAACUCAUCACUGAAAUCUUGUCCAGGCUUCCUGUGAAAUCCCUGUUGAAAUUCAGGUGUGUUUCAAAAUACUGGCUUGAUGUAAUUUCUAGCCCUGAAUUUAUCAAGACGCAUCUCAGUUUAUCCUUUAAUAACAAGGAAUACACCCAUAAUAUGUUUAUGUUUAUGUUUGAUCGUGGUUUGACUCUUCAAUGUUGUACUCUUAGGUCUUUAUUUUAUCAGCCUGUUACUGAGGCAUUUGACUUGGAUUAUCCCAUGAAAGGCAAUGAUUUAUACACCAAAUUGCCUAGGUCUGAUUGGAUUUUAGGUUCUGUCAAUGGGUUGAUUUGUCUUGCCGCCGGGAAGAAUGACUUGUUUAUAGGGAAUCCAUCAAUUAGAAAGUACAGGAAAUUGCCUGAUCCAAGACCUAGAUUGAAGAAGUUUGUUAGCUCGCCGAUAUAUAGUUUUGGAUAUGAUGAGUUUCAUGAUGAUUAUAAAGUUGUUGGUGUUUUUUAUAGUUAUGACAGUUCUGAUCAUGCUGAAGUAAAAAUAUAUAGUCUAAAAAGUGAUUCUUGGAGAAGUCUUGAUGAUUGUCCAAGUGAGGUCCUAUUAGUUGGUUCGGGUAAGUUUUUGAAUGGGAAAUUUCAUUGGGAUGUCGACGGGAAAAUCAUUUCUUUUGAUUUGGGUGAGGAGAAAUGGGGAAAGACGAUGAAGCAGCCCUGCUAUGGAGAAGGAGAUUUCGUUAUAUGGUUGACAGUGUUGGCAAGUGAUCUUUCUAUCUUUUGUGAUUAUAUGCGAACUCUUCUAGAUGUUUGGGUUAUGAAGGAGUACGGGGUUAAAGAAUCUUGGACAAAAAUGUAUACCAUCAACUGUCCUGGUGAUGAAGUGGAUAUUUGUCAUCUACUUUGUCCGCUCUUAUUUACGUCAAAAAAGGGUGAAAUUUUGGUUGUGUUUGGUUCAGUUUCCAUGAUAUACAAUCCUAAGGAUGAAUCAAUUAGAUAUUCAGAGGUUAUUAAUAACUUUGAUGGUGAUUAUGAGGCGGAAAUAUACGUUGAAAGCCUAGUUUCUCCUUUUUCUACACAAGGGCUUGAGGAUGCAAGGAAAAGAAAAAGCCUGAAAAACAUCAGAUCAAGAUAAUCAUGUAACAAAUAACUUAUUUCAGGAAGUGAAAGCUGUUGGUAAGAACAAAGGAUCUAUCCGCUUGUUUGACUGCUUGAAUCAAAAUAGUGAAGCCUGGGUUUUCCCCUGUUCCCAAUGUUCAUUGAAUCUACUGUUAUUUCCAUGUGCAUAGCAGAAGACUUACCUAUGUUACCUAUAUUUGCUGAUUGGAUAUCCCAUUUUGUCGUCGUUGUAGCUUGAAUGUGUCACGAGAGAAAGGUUGAACAAGCUGCUCAUUCCAUUGUAUCUGUUGAAUUUAGUAUCUUGAGACUGUCAAAUUUCUUUUUUAUGUCACGCAUCUUGAGAUUGAUUGGAAAUACAAGUUGAAUCUUUAAGAGCUUUACAAUGUCAUCUGUUAACAAUAGCAACAGAGUUCGAAGAUUAACAUAUAACUCAGCCCACUUUUGCUCACCAAAAUUUGAAUCAACCCGCCUAUUUGACACUGAAUAUUCAAUGCAAAAAUCAUUAAUACAGCUAAGUAUAGAUACAUAUCGGAACAAUUGUGAACUUGUAUUAGGAAAUACCUUCUAAUUUUUAAUUUGUUUCCUUCUUUUACCGAUAUUUGGCCAACAAAUUGACUACAUAUUGCCAAUGACUAGAAUUUACCUAUUCAUCAGCUACUUCCCAACUAACAAAUGCUGAAACCUAGUCCUAGUAUCCAUCCCUGUUAGGACAUUUACAUAGUUCUCUUCAAAUUCAAGUGCAUUUCGAAAUCCUGGUAUGUGUUAAAUCUUUAGACCUGAAUUCUUCACGAUCCAUCUCAGUGUUUCCGCUUAUGAUGUGGCGAUGUUUAGCUGGAAAGUUUUGGGGAAACAACCAAUAAAUAAUACUUAAUUAAGCAAAUAAGAACACGAGAAAAUGUUACUGCCUAUAAUUACUAAAUGCAUCAGAAAAUGAUCAAAAUAGGAGCACCAGUUCCUUCUUUUAUGAGCUGAUUUACCACAUAAACUAUCGCAUGUAUGAUUUGGUAUAGUGUGGGAAAAUUUAUGUGAUGACAACUUUGUGAAGAUAUCUCUUUCCAUGGAUCUCUUUGGCUGGAACAGGGUCCUUAAUUUCUUUCAAAUCGUCAGGCAUAAGCCAAACCGAUAAUGAAAAUGAAAAUAAGGCAUGUAAAUAAAGAUGGAAGUAUCUUAGUUCCAUUACCAAAAGUAAUAAUAUCUUGAGUCCUUCAAGUGUUGAAUUCGUUCAGACGUGCUCCUCUAAGUACACACUACAUCACACCCAGGUGUCAUUUGCUAAAUAAGUAAAGCAACUAGAAAGAAGCGUAACGAAUGAGAGUCGUUGAAACUAGCAUAUUGGGAGAUUUCCAACAUUUGAAAGUGUCUUAUCACAUUUGCAAUGCAUGUUUUUAGCCCCUUUGAUACUAUUUUCUUUCACAAACU